This is a messenger RNA of Kickxella alabastrina, 5810 nucleotides long. RefSeq lists its product as uncharacterized. The record is from RefSeq and is a predicted model, not a curated record. The transcript is spliced from 3 exons. The coding region runs from base 171 to 5654 and encodes 1827 amino acids. Lineage: Eukaryota; Fungi; Kickxellomycota; Kickxellomycetes; Kickxellales; Kickxellaceae.
AUAUAUACAACAAACACAACCCUCUUUCUUUUUUUCUUUAACUCACUUUUUGCUUAACACGCACUGACUAGUUAUCUAUACACCAGCUACAUAAACAACUUUUUUCUACAACAGCUUUUUAUUUUAUUUUGCUUAUUUACUUAAAUUCAAGUCCUUUCCGUACGUUUUAAAUGUCAAAGACAAAGUUUCCGCACCCUUCAGCACCAACAAUAGCAGCACACAGCCAGACCAAAAGGACCACAUCAACCAGCCCCACAGCCAUUAGGAAACCCACACAGCCAUUACACCAGCAGCAGCAGCGGCGGCGGCACCCGGGCACUGGAGGCGGAAAGUGCCUCACUGCAUUGGCAGCCUAUGGCGGCAGCGGCGGCCAUUCUGAUAGCGAGGAGCUUAGCGACUACAAUAUUGACGGUGGCAUGGCCGAAUCGGGCGCGUUUGCAGUAAAGCCGCGCGGCAGUAAGGGCGGUCGGCGAGGUCCCGGACAGCACGAGAUGCCGCUGUCCAUUGAGGAUGUGGUUAUUGACGAUAACGAGGACGAGUUUGAUUUUCCUCGCGGCGGUAUUGAUGGCCCGCGCCCGGUGUACUGCGUCUGCCGCAGGGGCGUCAUAUCCGGCGAACGCAUGCUUGAGUGCACCGAUUGCAAAGAGUUAUUCCAUGGCUCGUGCGUGGGCGUGCCGCUGCAUUCAAUCCGCGAAACGGCACCCCCGUAUGUCUGCGAAUCAUGCCUCCAGCAGCAUCCACGGAGAAAGCGCACUCCGGGGACCAUUCUGGGCGUGGGAACCAAAAUCGUGCCGAAAACAGCACCGAAGAAGAGCAAGAAGAAGCGCACCACAACAUCCACGUUCGACGCCAACAACGAUGAUGACGAAAAUGACAUUAUUUAUUUGCGUGCAGCGGUUUCGCCACAAAAGCCGCUGCUGUCGUCAGCGAUUGUCGAUCCGACAGGGCCCGAUGAGGCUGGAAAGGCUGCCGCCGGCGCUGAUGAUGGUUCUAAUGUCACAGCGACCUUUCCACUUCCUGCUGCUAACCAAGCUGCACUGGCCGCAUUCAUGAGCGCAGCUUCUGGGGAUAUGCUGGAUGACGAUGACAUUUGUCCCAUUUGUGAAGACGAAUGCACAUGUGGAAACUCCCGCUCGUCCAACUUUGGUGCCGCCAGCACCUUUGCAUACCAGAAUGACGAUCUCAACGAUAAAGGCAAUGGCGGCCCACUAAUGCCGUUAUUUCCCCAGGUUUCCAUGCCUGCCAACUUAGCAACAGCAGCAGCAGCAGUGGUUACAAUUAAAAAGCGCGGAUCAGCGCCCAAAAAGAUAUCGAGAAAGUUGGAAUCGCGGAUAACAAACCCAGUUGCUGCCACCAAGGCCCGGGCAAAGCCGCGCGCCAAAAAGGGAAAGGGCUCUGAGAGAAGCCUCAUUUCGCGACUGGUCAACGGCAUGGGCACAAACUCUGCGCUUCAAUCGGAUCUCCUUGGCAGUGGCGAUGAGGAAGAGGGUGUUGAGUACGAGCUCUUUGAGUCCGGCAGUUUGUCCGGAUUCCCCGACGCCACAGUCUCCCUGACCAGCAGCGAUGACGAGGAUUUUGAGUUUGCUGCGUUUCCCUCAGCAAAACCUAAGGCCAAGGGAACAAAGGCGCCUAGAUCAGUGGCCGGCCGCCCAUUGAAGAGUGCAGCGGGUAGUUUCACCCCUGUUUUUGCUGACAUUACAACACCCUUGCCGCAGACAAAGGCCACAGCCAACCCCACCAAGCGUGGCCGGCCACCGAAAUUAGCCGCUGCCCUGGCGGCCACAGCCAACAGCGCGGUAUCCGGGGCGAGCAGCUGGGAAAAUAAGAAGAAAAAGAGCCAGCCAAUUGCCCAGCAGCUACAGGACCUUGUCGUGUCUCAGGUGUACGAGGUCGACGCCACAGUUAUCCGCGGGCGGGACCGGCGGCAACCGGUCAACAAGCGCGGGGUGUCUCCGAUUCGUGCGCCCAGCGAGGCCCUGAGCGGCGAGGACGAGUUCGUCAACAUCACAGACGUGACCAGUGACACCAGUGCUGACUACCCCAGCGAAACCGAAUUUGACCUCCCGAGCACCCAGGACAAGGAACCGUCUAUACGAACAGUGUGGAGCGACACCAACUCGCAUGCAAUCGACGGUGACGACGACGACGAGGACAUUGAAAAGGCCGAGGAGGCGUAUCUGGCACAAAUGCAGGACAACGAUUUCUCCUCGUCGAGCCUCAGUGACUUGGAUGAGGAGCGCUUAGCUGGUAUUCGCCGCGACCGCGUGGGCGACCUCGAUCCUGAUAGUGGAGAUGAGAGCGACUCAGAGAGUAACAAUGAUGAGGGGUCCGAGAGACUCCACGUGCGGCGGCGAAAGCGGUCAAACGUGCGGCGGCAGAGAAGCCGCCUACGCGACUUUACAACGGCUAUUUCUAGCGCAUCAGACUCGGACUCGCUUUCGGAUAUUGGCAGUCUCAGCAGCCUGUCAUCGAGCGACGAGGAGUCGGAGUCUGACCAGGAGCUGACUUUCCGCGAGGCUCAGACUGAAGAGGAACGUGCCCUGGUAGAGUACGCGGAGUCCGGUGAUGACCGCGAGGACGCCCUACUGAGUAUGCACUUGGACCAGCUACGGGCAGUGCGCAAUGUCAUACAUGAUUGCUCGUCGUCCCCGCUGCUCGAGCACGCCGGAUCGGGAUCCGAAGUGGCUUCGGAUAUUGACAUGGACAUGGAGAUUGCGUUCACCUACUGCUCGCGCAGCACUGACGACAGCAGCGAUGAUCUAUCCGACGACCUGAUGGAGGGCUGGGGCACGGACGCUCGCAGGCGCUGGGAGGCCGAGCCGGGAUCGAGCAGCGACUCCGCCUUGAGCGAAUCCAAGCUCAAUCGGCUGCGGCUUAAAGGCGACGAAGACGAAAACCACAGCGACCUAUAUUCAAGCGACUCCUACGACGAGUUUUACACCCGCAGUGCGUUCCUGGAUAUGGGCAGCGAUGAUGGAGAUGACGCGCAGGAGGACGCCAUGUACCCGUCGGGUCUUGAUCUGGACAGCGCGUCGCUCGCAUUGGGCGUGGCCCUAAGCAUGGAGCAGCAGGGGUACUCGAAGGAAGACGCCGCCGCCGCUGCUGCGGUUGCUGCUGCAGCGUACCCGGGCGCGGGCGCUGCUGCAAAUGGCAACUCGGUCGACGACAUGCUUGGAAAGCAGGUGGCGAUGACAACCAUCACGGCGUCGAUGAACGCCAACGGUGAGGCCGACCCGAUCGACGGAAUUAUGUCCAUCAAGUCGAGCUCCACUGCCAGGGGCACUUCGCGCAUGGCAACAGGAACGCACACGCCCUAUUUGACUUCGGAGUGGCGUGCGGCGGCGGCGGCUGUGGCAGCUGUAUCGUACCUGGACACCACCAAACCACCGGUUAUAUCAUAUGUGCUGCCCAAGGACCUUAACGAGGCGCGGCAUCCGAGCAUUGCGCUGGCUGCAGCUACGGCAGCGGAGGCGGAGGCGGAGGCUGAUGCGCUUGUUGCCGCUGUUGUAGAAGCAGCUCCAGCUGCACUGUCUGUUGCAGAUUUGUCGGACGGGUGGAAGAUACAGGGUAAUUAUGCUGCGACUAUUGGAAGCAACGACUCGACCACGGCUGGGCUUCAGUUGGUAAUCGAUAAUAUUACGGGGUCAGCAGCGACCACGGCCAACGCUGUUGAUGUCGACAAGCACGAUCAUGAGGUUGCGGACGAAGACAAUGACGAAGGCGAAUAUGAAGAUGAAGACAGCGACGAGGAUGCAUACCACCCGACUAGCAACACCAGUGGCCACUCGGUGGUGCCGUCGCCAAAGUCUUCCAUGUCAGAGUCCGCGAUGCUGCCGAGCGCAUUCACCUCGCAGCUGCCAAACUCUUCGUUUUUCAAGCCCCUGUCGUCGAUCUGCUCGCCCAUUCGCCGUACAUCGUCGACAAACACCGCCGCGAUCCAGUCUGCCCGGCGGAGAUUGAGCGUCGGGCCGGCCUCAGCUUCAACAGAGCCAAUUGAAUCUGUCGAUAACAUGCUGUCCCUGGGCUCCGGGUUUGUGCCAGGCGCACCACUGGUGUCGCUAGCAGAGGUGAAUGCGGCAUUGAGCGCUCUGGCUGAGCAGUCGACGUCGGCUUCACCUGUUGGUGCCACCUUCGGAUUAUUGAAGCGCAAACUGAGCGAGAGCAGCAUUGGGGAGUCGGCCACAAACGAGAAGCGUGUUUGCGGAAACAACAUAUUUGCUGAGAUGACUGGCGAGGCUGCGGAUGUUGUGGUGGACCAGCUUCCGCUUGACAUGUCGAUGCUUUUUGCGACCGGAACAACGAGCAGCGACAUUGCCAACGCCCUCUGCAGGCCCCGUACGCCGCAAGAUGUCAACCCAACUGUGGAAAUGGGUGCUGGCACCCCCAUGCGCAGCGCUGUGGGCAUAUUUCCUGUCGACCACGAUGCUGAGGACGACAUUGACAGCUGGAUGAUGAGCAUGGAUCAGCUGGUGGACACGGACGCGCUUCUAAUCAAGUCGCCGCCGCCGUCCCCUGCGGAUAGCACAGCCGGCAGCAUGGAUGCGGGUGGAAUGGGCCAUUUGCCGCACAUUGGAUCGGUCGGCGGCCGCAUAGGCGGCACAAUGACAACUGGAAGCGGCACGGACUUGUUUGCGCGGUGGGAUCGCAUCCCGGUCAACAUCUUCCGCCGCUCAAGAGCCCUGGCGUCGAACCACCGCAGGCAGCUUUCCUCGGAUGACAUGCUAGGUACAGCAUCGUCGCUGGCGCUCACGGCAAUCAAGUCCAGUCGCCAGCGUCGCACGCUCAUAAACACCACGCUCCUGGCGCAGCACACUCUGCCCGCAGAGGCCGCGAUGCAGCAGCAUGCGAUGAAGCUGGCCAUGCGCAAUGGGCGGCGCGGCCUGCGCAACCCAGAGUUGCAUCUUUCGGGCAUGGCUCUGCCUCCGCCACCGCCCCCCACACCCUUGUCCUCCGUUGCUGGCAGCGCCCAGCGCGAGACGGUCGACCUGAGCAACCCUGCAGCGCUUAUCUCGCCUAUGCUCAUGCUCCAGCGCAACCAGUACAGCCAGAAGGCUGAGAAUAUGUCUGCAAUGGGAAUGAUCCAGGCAAUGAGUGCGGGAAUCUCUGGUGUUGACUCUGUCAACGGCGCAGGUGUGUCUGGCAUAGCGCGGGCAGAUUCACAACAUGAGAGGCACCAGCAGCUUGUGGCUUCAGGAGCUGUCCCUGAGCCGGGCACGCCCUGGGAGACUCUGAGCCAGCAUUCGGAUCACUCCGAGGUUACUGCAGCUUCUGCUGAAGUGGCCAGACUUGCUGAUAGCAGUCGCAUGGACACUGGUGCUGGUGACUCGGGUGGGAUGUCUAAGGACCACAUUUUGGACGGCAUGCAUGAUGUUGAUAUGGCUGGGCUGGGCGACGACGGCGGCGGAUGCGGAUAUGCGUUUGGGUGGCUCGAAGACGACGAGGAUCUGGGGCUGUUUGCUAUGCCCGAGUUGUCUACAGGCAGCAGCCGACAGCAGCCUAGCAUGACGAUGGUGCUGGCUUCAACGAGUCCCAUGCUGAUGCCAUUUAUGGCUGGCGGUGGUGCUGGGUCUGGCUCUGGCGGUGGUGCUGGUGCUGGUGCUGGUGUUGGCGGCAGUAGCAGUGGCGACUUUGGAUCUGAAGCCCACCAUCUGUAGCGAUGUGACGCCAGCAUUCUGCCACGCGCGCAGGGUUUUAUAUGUCACAUAUAUCAUCACGAACUUUACUUUAUUUGCACUUAGAAUCGGAAUGGUCUCGAAUACCAAUACGCCAAAACAUGUACUUUUUCACGAUAUACAAAUUUAUUAUUUAAC